AUGGGUCUUAUGGUGUCUUUAAAUGGCGUUGCAGGAGGCGUUGAGAAAUUGCACAAUGAUGAACCUAAUCCACUAAACAUUGAAGAGCUGAAGAAGACUUUGGGACCAGAUCAAGGUAUUAUUGAGCGUGACGACCAGGGGAAUGUGAUCAACGUUAUUAUUGGUAAGGAGAAAGAUGAAAAAGUUGUCACAAAAGUUCAUCCAGCACUCGCGAAGACGGAUAUUGUAAGAG
Molecule: messenger RNA, 232 nt
Organism: Dentiscutata erythropus
Lineage: Eukaryota; Fungi; Glomeromycota; Glomeromycetes; Diversisporales; Gigasporaceae
Source: the annotation of a GenBank genome assembly